This is a messenger RNA of Leopardus geoffroyi (Geoffroy's cat), 4524 nucleotides long. RefSeq names its product ubiquitin conjugating enzyme E2 R2 (gene UBE2R2). The transcript is spliced from 5 exons. Lineage: Eukaryota; Metazoa; Chordata; Mammalia; Carnivora; Felidae. The coding region runs from base 641 to 1357 and encodes 238 amino acids. Gene Ontology annotation, molecular function: ubiquitin conjugating enzyme activity. The record is from RefSeq and is a predicted model, not a curated record. Gene Ontology annotation, biological process: protein polyubiquitination; ubiquitin-dependent protein catabolic process.
CCGCCCUCCCUCCCGGCGCGCGCCCCUCCUCCCUCUCACCCUCCCUCCUUCUUCUCGGCUCCGUCGCUCCCGCGGCGCGAGGCGCUCUAGCUCUUCUCCACCUCCUCCGUCGUCGCCCCUCCCCCCGCGCAGCCGCCGCCGCCGCCGCCGCCGCCGCGAGACCCCAGCGCGCCGCUCUCCCCCCGCCCUCCGGCCCCGCGCGCCCUUCGGCCCCAGCAGCCCCUGAGGAGAACGAGAGGGCGAGAGAGCGCGGCGCUCCCGGGCCGGCUCGGCCCCCUCCCCUCACCAUCGCCGGCCCUUUGCCGCCCUCCUCCACUUCCACCCCUUCUCCCCCCCCCCCCGCCAAGUUGAGGCCCCCCCCGGGGGGGGGAGGCCCGGGACCGGGAGCGAAUUCCCCUAACUCCUUCAGCCCCUCCCCCCGCCUGGCCCGAGUGUGAGGAAAAGGGCCCGGUCCGGCCCGCGUCGUGUGUGAGGAGGACUCGGGCCGGCCCACGGGCCGUCUGGGGCCUGGUCCGGCCCGCCGGGUGUGUGAAGACAAGCCCGGUGCGGCCCGGGCGAGGACGAGCGGAGGGGAGGGGCCUGGUCCGGCCCGGCCGGUGCGAGAGGACUGGGGCUCCGGCCCGGCGCCGCCGCCGCCGCGAUGGCCCAGCAGCAGAUGACCAGCUCGCAGAAGGCCCUGAUGCUCGAGCUGAAAUCCCUGCAGGAGGAGCCGGUGGAGGGCUUCCGGAUCACCCUGGUGGAUGAGUCCGACCUCUACAACUGGGAGGUUGCCAUCUUCGGACCCCCCAACACCCUCUACGAAGGCGGCUACUUCAAGGCGCAUAUUAAAUUUCCUAUUGACUACCCGUAUUCACCACCUACCUUCAGAUUCUUGACCAAAAUGUGGCACCCCAACAUUUAUGAGAAUGGAGAUGUAUGCAUUUCGAUUCUUCAUCCGCCUGUAGAUGACCCACAGAGUGGAGAACUGCCCUCCGAAAGGUGGAAUCCUACUCAGAAUGUCAGGACUAUCCUGUUAAGUGUAAUCUCAUUGCUCAAUGAGCCCAACACCUUCUCCCCAGCCAAUGUGGAUGCUUCGGUUAUGUUCAGGAAAUGGAGGGACAGUAAAGGAAAAGACAAAGAAUAUGCUGAAAUCAUUAGGAAACAGGUUUCAGCCACUAAAGCCGAAGCAGAAAAGGAUGGAGUGAAGGUCCCCACGACCCUGGCGGAAUACUGCAUCAAAACUAAAGUGCCUUCCAAUGACAACAGCUCAGAUUUGCUUUAUGACGACUUGUAUGACGAUGACAUCGAUGAUGAAGAUGAGGAGGAGGAAGAUGCCGACUGCUACGAUGAUGAUGAUUCUGGGAAUGAGGAGUCGUGACGUGCUCCUUCAGUGCCCCUGUACUGCCCUGCCGUCUCAGGCCAAAGGGAGGGGAGCAAGUGGGGACCUAGCAGUGGCCCCUCAACAAAAACCUAUCACGGGGGUGGGAAAAACAAACACGGCUCCUGCUGACUCCCCUUAUGGAUCUCAGUUUGCUCCUUUUUAUGGACCUCUUAAUGGAGAGAAAGUAAUCCUCCACAGAAUGUCUGAAUUCUUGCAUUCUUUACCCUUCCAUCACUGUAUUGAUUUUUUUUUUUUUCUUCUUCUUCUUCUUCUUCUUUAAACCCAAACUUUUGCCUCACUUCGUCUCUACAGAGUGUUCACAGCAAAAACACCUUUGGUCUGUUUUUAGAUUCUUGAAGAAUUAGUCUUUCAUCAAGACGUUUGUGUUUAAAGCUGGGAACCCAUUGGAAGUUCACAAGUGCUGCAUAUGCUGAGUAGCAAAAGAAAAUGGAAAAAAAAUAUAAAAACCCCACAAAACAAACUUUAAAAAAAAAAAAAAGCAAAUUUGCCAAGAUUUAGCUGCUCAUUUACAUUAGUGUGUGUGCAUUCGAUCAGCCCCAUGGUGGGGAGUUUUGUUUCCUUUCCCAUCUUAAGGCUGAGAUACAGUGGGCAUCAGGGACUUCGUGCUAAGCCUGAUGAAAUGUGUUCCUAAGGGCACAGAGACCCUUCAGCCUCCAGGAUAUCAUCCUAACACCGCAGGGGGCCUCAGCUACUCUGAGAGAAAGAUCAGAUUUUGUUUUUUGAAAUCGAUUGGGAUCUAAAGCCUGAAAUAAAUAUUCAUACUUUACAUAGAACUGAGCACUUGAUUGCUAUUUAUUUUAAAGACAGAGUUGUUACCCUCCCCUCCCCGAGGGAGUGGGGAGAGAGUGGAGACUAGUGUGUGUGUGUGGAGUCUUAGUGAUCGGGAACAAGGAGUUUAAAAUCACUAUGCCAAUUUUGGUUGAUGCUGCUGGGGAAAAAAAGUCAAAACUACUGGUGACCACUGUUGAAUAAAAAAAACAUCUUAUGUGAACAUGGCCUUUCCCUCAAAGAUUUUUAAAAAACCCUCAUGGUGAGAGUGUAAGUAGCCAGUUUUAAUUACUCAGUAUUAAUCCUAGGUGCAUGUGUUAAGAUUUUGGUUUUCAUUGAGCUGCUUAUGCUGAUAGUGAUAGCUGUGGAUAGGAGACACGAGUGACCAGUUUCCGCUUUCCUCGUUGGAUGUGACCUGGACUUUUCUCUCCUUUCGAUGUACUCUAGCUGUGGAGGGCAAGCAGAAGUUGUGCAUGGAGCUUGCCCUGGGCUGCCUUGACUCUUCUAGCAGGGCCGAGGGAAUUGGCUGCAGGCAGUGUCUGGGCAACGCUAGAUCUUCCAACUGUGCUGCAGCUUUGACUUCCCCGGUCUCAAUCACGUGUUACUUCAAUCAAUAUUGAGAUCCAUCAGCCUUCACCAACCAGGGACUUCAGAACUUGGCGGUGAUUUUUGUUUCAUUUGGGAGUGGGCCAGUUCAUAGGAGGGCAGUGUUCUUUCAGUGGGGAAAAUCAUUAUAACGUAAAAUUAGACUUCGGAAGGAAAAUACAGCAGAGACUGGCUACGAUCCUCCUCCAGAUCCCUGUGCACUGGUGUCAACCUCUUCAGAUCAUAGCUCAGAAAGAACCAAAGGGUUGAUGAGGGACAGGGGUAGGAUGGAUCCUAGAACAGAGUAGGUGAUGCUUACUUCCUUAGCUCCUCCUUCCUUUCUGAUCUCAGGGUUUUCAUUAGCUCUUCAAACUCCAAACAUUUGCUGACUAAUGCCCAGCAGACCUCUCUGGCCUCUAAAGUUUGAUUUGGUAUUUAUUAAGUGGGGAUGUUAACAUACAAAGGUUCAUAUGGGACAGUGUUGAGCCUGGUCCCAGAAUCUCUGUCCCAUCCCCAUGGGGCUAGGACUACCUACACCCCUGAAUCUAGUGAUUCCAGUCAGAUUCAGAGAACAGAGCAGCUCUUUGUGACAAAACACUGGCCGCACAUUCUCAUAGAAAGAUGUUGGAACUAGCUUUUUAACACCUCAUGCUUAAAAUCUGCCUAUCUUCUGGAGCUCAAAGUCUCAUAAUGCUCGGAUUACCCCAUCAGCCCCACACACGUUUACAGCUGGUAGCUUGGUCUGCUCUCUUGGAGCCCUAUAAGGCUUUUGUUUUACCCCUUACCGCGAAAGCAUUUCUCUGUCAGGGCAGGCCAGGUGCCUUGGCAUUGCGGAAGGUGCUGUGUUGCUCAGCCCUGUCCCGUUAGGCCCUGUUGGCCUCUGUUGCACGUUGACUCAGGGAGCCAGAGAGCCAAGUGGAGGUCAUACCUCUCAGCCCUUUGGGGUGUUACUGUUGAGGGCUGGGUUUGCCUCUGAUAGAGUACAAUCAAUUCCAGAAAAGACUGGCAUGUGUUGAUUGGCUAGCAGGUAGACAUUCUGGGAACUCAGACUGACCUGUAAAACCCAGAUGCUGGUUCCAGAGCUCUGUCCUGAGAACACAUCCUGUGGCAAAAGAAAACUUGAGCAUGUAAUUUUUUUUUUCUUUUUGAGAGUAGAGGUCUCAGGCUCAGGCCACAACCUUGUAAGUACAGUUGUGAUUAUUUGGUGUUGACAUGAAUUCAGAAUCCUGCAUUUUUUAGAUUCCUUUUGAUUCUAGUGGAGGCCUCUCUGGAUGCUCUUCAGGUUUGUGUGUUUUGAGGCUGGUUGGAGAAAGUAAUAUCACGAUUCCGUUGUUGCUUCUCAAAGUCUUCCCCCUCUAUUUCGUAUCAUUCCAGAGUUCUUUUCUAUUAGCCAAACUUUUCUGUAGUCCCUUCUUUCCUCUUCCCUGGUGAUUACUUGCUUCUUUAUUUGCUGGUUUCCUUAUGUUUGGGACAUAUGCAGUAAGAGACUGAAGGGGAAAGUGUGUAGUUCUCCACUGAAAGUUAACUCCCCACCCCUCCCAUUCUGAAAAAUCGUUUACAUUUACAAAAAGAUUCAGAUGCAAUUUUCAACUAUUCUGAAACCAGCAGGACACACCUGACUUUAAUAGUUUUCUUAGCUGAAAUUGUAGAUGUUUUUCUUCAGUUUAACUUAUGAGAAAAGAUUAUCUGAUGCAUUUUUGUGUUGAACUUCCCCUUUAGUGGUUUAUUUUGUCUUUUUCUGCCCAUCUGUCUACUAAUAAAAUGUGAAAUAAAAUAUACCUGUAUUGCUA